Molecule: messenger RNA, 695 nt
Organism: Camponotus floridanus (Florida carpenter ant)
Lineage: Eukaryota; Metazoa; Arthropoda; Insecta; Hymenoptera; Formicidae
Exons: 2
Coding region: 36-695 (219 amino acids)
Source: RefSeq, a predicted model, not a curated record
UUUCAAUCUUUAAAAAAUAUUAAAAUACAUGAAACAUGAGUUGUCAAAAAGGAAAUACUAGUCGAUCAAGGUCUCAGAAAUAUCAGAAUCAUACAGCUUUCAAAAAUAAUUUGCAUGAUAACUCUAAGAAAAUAAAGUUUAUUAAUAAUAUUGAAGUCGCCAAUGUUUGUGAACGCUGUAAAAAGAUAAUAGAAUGGAAGAUCAAGUAUAAGAAAUACAAAGCACUUAAAGCUCCAGUAAAAUGCAUAAAGUGUGAACAAAAAGCUGUGAAACACUCUUAUCAUAAUAUCUGCUUACCUUGUGCCAAGCAGAACGAAAUUUGCCCAAAAUGUGGAAAGAAGAAAGAAAUUGUAGAAGGAAAACCUAGUAAAGAAGAACAAAUUAAAUUGGAUGAAGAAUUUAAAAUAAUUUUAAAAACAAUGUCAGAGAGAAAACGAAGAACAUUUUUACGUUACAUGAAUCAACAAUUGACAAAAAACACAAAAAAUAAUAAUAAACAACAUAUGUCUGGAUUAGAUAUAGAUACAAAUGGAGAUGAUAGAGAAAAUAAAAGUGAGGAUAAAAUAGAUCUCAAAAGAAGAGAAGAUUUACUAACAAAACUGAAAUCAUUAGCUUUUACAGAAGAGGAAAAUGAUUUUGAUAGUGAUAGUGAUAUUGAAAGUGAAGAUAAUAGUUCUAAUAAUGAUAUCGAUUGA